This is a messenger RNA of Colletotrichum spaethianum, 1644 nucleotides long. RefSeq names its product efflux pump fus6. Gene Ontology annotation, molecular function: transmembrane transporter activity. Bases 1 to 1644 code for a protein of 547 amino acids. Lineage: Eukaryota; Fungi; Ascomycota; Sordariomycetes; Glomerellales; Glomerellaceae. The record is from RefSeq and is a predicted model, not a curated record. The transcript has 2 exons. Gene Ontology annotation, biological process: transmembrane transport.
AUGGCUACCAGGGGACCAGAACCACGGGGGCCACCAACAGUCACCCCCGAGAAACAAGAAACUCACGUCGAACAACAUGGAAAAGACGUCUUCAAGCCUUCACGCGAGUUCAUGCUCGCCUUCGCGGCACUCUGUACCAUUGCCCUCGCUGUCGCUCUCGACGCUACGACCCUCUCCGUCGCCCUCCCGACAAUGUCCCUGGCCCUCGGCGGCACUGCCCUCGAGGCCUUCUGGUCAGGCACUAGCUUCUUGUUAGCCAGCACCGUCCUGCAACCCACCAUCGCUGGGCUCAGUAGCAUAUUUGGACGCAAACCCCUUGUCUACGCUUCGGCGCUCCUGUUCGUCGUGGGUUCCAUCGUUGGCGCCGUCGCAAACAACUUCACUGUCGUGAUCGCGGGCCGGACAAUCCAGGGUAUCGGCGGCGGCGGGAUCCUCGCGCUCACAGAGGUCAUCAUCACCGACCUCGUCCCGCUCGCCGUCCGGGGCCAGUGGUUCUCGCUGCUUUCGGUCGUGUGGUCCGUCGGCACCGUCACGGGCCCCCUGAUCGGCGCCGGCUUCGCGCAGAACGUGUCCUGGCGAUGGAUCUUUUGGAUAAACCUCCCCAUCACCGCUUUGGGCGUCGUCAUGAUAUUCUUCUUCCUCAGACAGGUCAGCAUCCCCGGCGAGGUCGGCGCCAAGCUCAAGAGGUUCGACUGGCUGGGCAGUUUUCUCUUCACGGCGGGCUCGACGAGCUUCCUGUUCGGCAUCUCAACGGGCGGCGUCAUGUACGAGUGGACCUCGUUCAGAUGUCUGCUGCCGUUGAUCCUGGGCGUCUUCAUCAUCGUCGGGUUUGGCUUCUGGGAGCUCAAUUUUGCGAAGGAGCCUCUCAUUGACAAGGGUAUCUUCAACAACUGGACUAUGAUCGCCAACUACAUCAUGACAAUCUUUCACGGCAUGAUCCUUUGGUCUAUCCUCUACUUCCUCGUAAUCUCCGCCGUCGCUGCCCUCCCAGAAUCCCUCACGGUUGCCCCCGCCGCCAUGGUCGUUGGUCUCAUUGCCGGAGUCACGGGUCGAUACCGCUGGUCCCUCUGGUCUGGCUGGGUCGUCACGACUCUCGGUGCCGGACUCAUGUGCCUCAUGCGGCCGUCCACCACCAUUCCACAGUGGGUAUGGCUCAAUAUACCUAUUGGCAUCGGCACGGGCAUGCUGUUCCCCGCCAUGGCACUCUCGAUCCAGGCCGCCUGCGAGCCGGCGCUCAACGGGCAGGCCGCGGCGUUCUACUCGUUCCUCCGCACGUUUGGCCAGUCGGUCGGUGUCGCCGUCUCAGGCGUCAUCUUCCAGAACGCGUUCCAGAAAAGACUGGCUCAAGUCCCGGCGCUCGCGGACGCGGCCGAGGAGUACUCGCGCGACGCCACCAUUGUCGUGGAGGUCAUAAAGCGGAUGCCGGAAGGGGACGCAACGCGCGCGGAGCUGGUGGAGGCUUACUGCGAUGCGCUGCGGGCGAUCUGGAUCAGUCUUAUUGCGUUUGCGGGGUUCUGUAUGCUCAUCAGCAUCACGGUCAAGAAGUACAGUUUGAAUCAGGAGCAUGUCACCAAGCAGAGGCUCGUGACGAGCGAUGAUACGAGUAGGGAGGACAUCGAAAAGGGGAGCAAGGACGGACGUUGA